Molecule: messenger RNA, 1593 nt
Organism: Vigna unguiculata (cowpea)
Lineage: Eukaryota; Viridiplantae; Streptophyta; Magnoliopsida; Fabales; Fabaceae
Product: amino acid transporter AVT6C-like
Biological process (GO): amino acid transmembrane transport
Cellular component (GO): membrane
Molecular function (GO): L-amino acid transmembrane transporter activity
Source: RefSeq, a predicted model, not a curated record
UCAUGUACAUUAGUCACUACACUUAUCAUCGCUGAUGUCGCCGGUGGCCGGAGCUCGUGUCCCUCUCCUCCCUGACUCUAAGGGUGGUGUUCCUCCGGCAACGGUUUCCGGUGCUGUUUUCAAUGUCGCUAACAGCAUAAUCGGCGCUGGCAUAAUGUCUCUUCCGGCAACCUUGAAGGUUCUGGGAGUGAUUCCGGCCUUGGUGCUGAUUCUAGUGAUUGCGUUUCUGGCAGAAAUUUCUGUAGAGUUCCUGAUGAGGUUCACGCGUGCUGGCGAAACGACAACGUAUGCUGGUGUUAUGAGAGAGUCAUUUGGACCGGUGGGAGCUAUAGCAGCUCAGAUCGCUGUUGUACUUACUAAUAUGGGGUGUUUAAUUAUGUACCUUAUUAUUGCUGCGGAUGUGUUUUCUGGUAAUAAUCGCCAAGGGGAAGUACACUUAGGUGUUUUGCAACAAUGGUUUGGAGUUCAAUGGUGGAAUUCAAGGGAAUUUGCUUUGUUAGUUAUCUUGCUCUUGAUUUUGCUUCCAUUGGUCUUGUACCGUCGUGUAGAGUCGUUGAAGUUCAGUUCUGCGAUAUCGACUUUUCUUGCUGUGGCCUUUGUUGCAACUUGUACUGUGUUGGCCAUUAUUGCUAUUAUAGAAGGAAGAACACAGUCUCCUAAAUUGAUUCCUCGGUUGGACCAACAAACCACUUUCUUUGACCUGUUUACUGCAGUUCCAGUGAUAGUCACAGCUUACACAUUUCAUUUUAAUGUGCAUCCAAUUGGGUUUGAGCUUGCCAAUGCAUCAGAUAUGGCAACAGCAGUUCGAUUAGCAUUACUGCUCUGUGCAGCUAUUUACUUUUCCAUAGGACUGUUUGGGUAUCUCUUGUUUGGGGAUUCCACACAAUCUGAUAUUCUAGUAAAUUUUGACCAGAAUACUGGAUCUGCUGUUGGUUCCUUGCUCAAUGUUUUAGUUCGAUUAAGCUAUGGAUUUCAUGUUAUACUCACUUUUCCACUUCUGAACUUCUCCUUGAGAACCAACAUAGACGAAUUCUUCUUCCCCAAGAAGCCUCUAUUAGCCACAGAUUCUAAGAGAUUUGUGAGUCUCACUAUAGUGUUACUAGUCUUGAGCUACCUUGCUGCUGUAGCAGUUCCAGAUAUUUGGUACAUCUUUCAGUUUGUAGGAUCAACCUCUACUGUGUGUCUUUCCUUUGUCUUUCCUGGUGCUAUUGUUCUAAGGGAUUCAUACGGUAUAGCAACUAAAAGGGACAAAAUCAUUGCACUGGUUAUGGUCAUACUAGCUGCAAUAACAAGUGUGAUUGCAAUCUCCACCAACAUAUACAAACUUUUUCAGUAGAAGCUCAUCAUUGGUGUUUUCUUCUUUUUCUCUAUCUAUUCCAAUUUAUGAAAGUUUUGAUCAGUGCAAAGAUCCAGAGGGGGAGACAAUAGUAGAAACAUUUGACAGUCGAAGCACGGGUGUUUAUAGUUUUUAGGAUGGUGUUGGAUCUCAGUAUUAUUUGUUUGUUGUAAAAUUGAUCUAUCUAGCUAUGUAAGAUAAGAAGCAUAUGCAUAAGAAAUUACAUCAUUUAAGCUGUGGAACUGAGUUUUUCUUAA